CCAGUCGGGGCGCGUGCUGGCGCUGCGCCUGCGCGCCGCGCUGCCGCCGCAGGCCACGCAGCUGCACGCGCACCGCGCCGCCAUCGCCGACAUCCACGUGUGCGCGCGCGCCGGCCUGAUCGCCACGGCCGACGUCGACGGGCUGGUCGUGCUGUGGGACCUCAACAGUCUGGCGUACGUCCGCACGCUGCCGAACCGCGACAUGCUGGCGGUGACCCACGUGACCAUCAGCGAGACGCUGUGCGACGUGGCGACGGUGCACGACGCGCGGCGGCCGCCCGCCGCCGCCGCCGCCGCGCCCGCGGCUGCGCCCACGCCCGCCGCCGACGACGACGGCGACAGCUACGAGAAAGACGCCACCUACAAGUACAAGUCGCUCAUCCGAGUGCACACGUGCAACGCGCGCUUCGUGGGCAGCGUGAAGGUGGCGGAGCGCGUGACGUGCGUGUGCUACUCCAGCGCGCCGGAGGGCAUCAGCGUCAACUGCGUGGCGGCGGGGCUGGCCUCGGGCGCCGUGCGGCUGUACUCCUCGUGGGACCUGCGCAGGGUGGCCUUCAUCCCGCCGCUGGACCGGCGCGUGCCGCUGCUCAGCCUGACGUACAGCAGCGACUCGUCGCUCCUGUUCGGCUGCUACGCCGACGGCUGGUGCGCGGCGUGGGAGAGCGGCGCGGCGGGCAAGCCGGCGCCCGUGCGGAUGCUGCCUGCGCACGCGCUGCUCUGACGCGCGCCGCGGGCGCCUGCCACCUCCGGGGGCGUCGGCCGCUGUCGAGGGUGCGAACGAAAACGACAGAAACUCCAUUCUUUGCGAAUUAAACGGACUGACUUUGUCGCGUGGCGCUCGUUUUACGAACAAAUCGAUGUUAAAACUUAAACGUCGCGCCGCGCUUAAGCGUUACUAUAAGAAAUAUUUUUUUAUGUAGGUAGCAGUACUAAGCUAUAUUUUUCAGAAAAUAUAUUUGUUGAAAUACAUCAUGCGUGUUAUGUUUUCCUAUGAUACCACAUGUGUAAUUAAGAUACCACAACUUAAAAGACCAUAUUUUUUCACAUACCGUUAAUUUGAAUCUACUACAUUAUUCUCUAUUUACGUUCUAUGAGAAUUCAAAUUGUACACCGCGUCGAUAUUACACUCCACAUACAAGUACGCGUCAGCGUCGCACUUUACAUAGAAAUACAAAGCACGACUCUGUCGAUAUUUUUAUAUGUAUUUUAUUAACAAUUUUACUUUUAUUACUGUGGUAAGUAGAUAUUUAAAAAUUUUG
Hyposmocoma kahamanoa is the source of this 1259-nucleotide messenger RNA. Its product is annotated as lysosomal-trafficking regulator-like. Lineage: Eukaryota; Metazoa; Arthropoda; Insecta; Lepidoptera; Cosmopterigidae. The transcript is spliced from 4 exons. The coding region runs from base 203 to 721 and encodes 172 amino acids. Gene Ontology annotation, molecular function: protein binding. The record is from RefSeq and is a predicted model, not a curated record.